AUGUAUUCUGCUGGUUCGGACGACGCAAGUUUCUGGAAUCAGUACAUCGCCAACCCGCUGCCCUCUCACAACAACGUCUCCGGCUCGGUCGAUGCCAUGUCCAUGGCAACCCCAAACGAAAGCCCGCUGUCAAAGCCCACCGAGGCCCCUCUCCCCACCGCUGACCAAGAUAACACUGGCCAGCCCCAGGAGAUCGAGGGCUCCCAUGACCUCCACCAGCCCGUCGAACCGUCCUGGCGAACAGCCAUGGCCACGGGUCCAAUGUCUUAUUCCGACCCGCAAUCCGUCGAGCCCCCGCAUUUUACCGCCAACUCGCACUAUCGCCCUUAUGCCACGCACUCUCCCUAUUCCCAGAUCCCGUCCUAUCCGCCCUCCUGCUAUACGACGCCCUACUCGCAGACGUACGGCCACCCGCAGUAUGUCAACCCCUCUGCCCUGGUUGGUGGUGCCGCUGCUCACCUUCCUGCCCGAUACCCCUCGCUCCCGGUUGCUCCUGCAGCCGAGGGCGGCAUGAUGUUCAUUCACGAUACGCAGGGCUCCAACCCCGCCUUCUUCCAGAGCCCUGUCGAGAUGAGCUCCCACCACCACUGCAAUGGCUGCCACCACCAUCCGUUCUCGCACCCUGCCCAUCCGCAGGGGCACCCUCCCCAUCCUCACUCCUCGCAUCUUCUCGCGACCGAUCCCCAUCAUAUGAAUCGGUCCUUCCAAGAGUCAAUGGCUCCGGGCCAGCCUGUGUCCAACGCACACCUCCGAUUCCGCUCUGCUCCCUACAAUCCUGCUACCACGCCAACGGAAGACUCUUACUUGUCCGACAACUCUGGAAACCGCCUCGAGUACAGCAAGGUCAUGCACAUUCCUGCCGAGGCCCCUGAUCGUCUGGAGUACCAGUCCGUGGUAAACUCGGCGGCACAGGCCUACAUCUACCCCAAGGAGGGCUCUCCACCCUCGGAGGAUCUCGCCCCGCAGCCGGUGUUAUCAAACCUCAAGGAUGACACUGCCAAGGGUCCCAAAAACAUGACCACACCGAUUCCGGUCGGCGCCCAACCCAUGCGGCCGAUUCUCAAGUCGUUGCCGGUAAAAAACUCGCUGCAGGGCCAGCCCCGUCACGAUUCGCUGCAGCUCAACCACCCAGCCAAGCACUUUGCUGCCAACAUGCCGUCGAGACCUCCCAAGCGCGAGGGCAUGCCGAUCUCGGUCACCCCGCCGAGCUCCAAGAUCCGCCGCGACAUGCACAAGAGUGCUGAGCCGAUCCCACGACCGAGUGCCAACGGGCACUCCCAGUCGCCGUCGAUCCUGCCCGAUUUGAGUGCCUUUGGCUCUCCCGACGAUUCGGGUCUGACCAAACCUCCCAAUAAGAUGUUCAAGAGGCACCAGGUUGCGCGCGCCUGCGAUCACUGCCGCAAGUCCAGACGAAAGUGCUGUGAGAACCUCCCAUGCACUCGCUGCGUCACCAAGGGGCUGAUCUGCACCAUAACCAGCCCACCGCCCAGCGUCCGCCGAUCCUCGCACCCCUCGCUACCUCAGCCGAUGCCGGCUAAUUCAACCCUCCCGCGGGUCUCUCCCGAGUCGACUCGGCCCUGA
Molecule: messenger RNA, 1581 nt
Organism: Polychytrium aggregatum
Lineage: Eukaryota; Fungi; Chytridiomycota; Chytridiomycetes; Polychytriales
Exons: 1
Coding region: 1-1581 (526 amino acids)
Biological process (GO): regulation of DNA-templated transcription
Molecular function (GO): DNA-binding transcription factor activity, RNA polymerase II-specific; zinc ion binding
Source: RefSeq, a predicted model, not a curated record